Messenger RNA from Pleurotus ostreatus (oyster mushroom), 1044 nucleotides. RefSeq lists its product as uncharacterized. The record is from RefSeq and is a predicted model, not a curated record. Bases 1 to 1044 code for a protein of 347 amino acids. Lineage: Eukaryota; Fungi; Basidiomycota; Agaricomycetes; Agaricales; Pleurotaceae. The transcript has a single exon.
AUGCAGAAUUCGCCUUUUCCUUCCUAUCAUAAUGUCGCGCAACUGGCGGCGAAUGUACCAGACUACGACGAACGGGCCAUUGAAAUUCUACUUUUGCCCGAGAUCCAGGAACUCGUCAACCGCGUCAUCGAUCUAUCUGAAUUGGAUUUCAAUGGACGAAGGCGCCCAAACGUGACUGCCUUCACCCUUUUCUGUAGGGUGCGUCGCCUUGGAUGCAGGGCAGGCUGGUCGAAGAUGACGUGGGACGAGAGGAAGCCGUGGUAUAUGGCGUCGGACACCAUCCGUGCCUAUUGCAAGCUCGAUGAACCGCUUCCAGCGAAGAAACAGAGAAACAAAUCUAGGGAAUCUCCUCGAGAAAUGGGGGUUGGCGAUGUGGAGACUUCGGCGCACGUCCAAGGGUCUCCGAGACACGAAAUAGGUCAUGGCGCCUCUCCGACACCUCCUUCGGCCAUUGAUUCGGCCGGUGAUUCAGCUACGAAUGACGCGUCUCUACCGCACGCACUUUCGCCCCGCAGAGACAGCUGUUCUCCAAUGGUGUUAUCUCCACCUCUUCGAGAGCUUUUGGACUCGGACGCCACCUCUGUUCAUCCAUCUAGCAGUCCACCAUACUUUGAUUACUCUGGAUCCUCUUUGCUUAUGUCCAGCGCAACGUGGCCGGCCUCCCUCGACACAUGGACGGAUCCUUUGUCGCCGCUUCGCAGUAUAGAUUUCCCCGAUUUCUCGUCGUCGAAUUCAGAACUGGAGACCGCACGGUCUGAGUACCGCGAUAUCCCAGGUUCAGCUGGCGAUAUUGUCAAGAUUUCCACGCCGGACACGGGAACAAUGGUCAAUGUACCAGGUUCUAUAGGUGCGUCAAGAGCAGAUUUGGCCUUCGUGGAAGAUUUUAUCCAAUUACUCUUUACACAAACCCCUCCACCUGAAGGCCAUUCUGAUACCACUUUCCGCGCCUCCAAUCCGCUGGACUUGUCGCCUUCCCAAGUUGAAGAUAGCUUAUUUGAGCAGUUCAUAGACUGCGAUCCAAUGGAAAUGGAUUUAGAAGUGUGA